CUAGAAAAUAUUUUUGGCACAAGGACAAACCGUACAAGGACUCAAAAACGAAAGUGAACUGGUUUCAUAUAAAGGGCUGUCAUCUCAUAACUGACGUUUUGUUCCCGGUUUGUCCUGUUGGGUUAAAGUGUGUCCAGCUGAUCCUCGAUUUCAAAUUGGCAAUUUCGUUUUGGGGACUACAAGAGCAGCAUGUCAGAAAUCGGUGAAAUCGAUGAAGGAUUCUACUCCAGACAGCUGUAUGUUCUGGGUCAUGAUGCGAUGCAUCGGAUGGGCACCGCCGACGUCCUCGUAUCAGGCAUGCGUGGUCUCGGAGUAGAAAUAGCCAAGAAUGUGAUUCUGUCCGGAGUCAAAUCUGUCACCGUCCAGGACGAAGGCCAGACAGUGUGGUCCGACCUGUCCUCCCAGUUUUUUCUGAAGGAGUCCCAUCUUGGUGAAAAUCGAGCCAAAUGUUCCCUACAACAGCUGUCCGCCUUAAACCCACAUGUGCGCGUGUCGGCCCACACUGGACCACUGAAUGAAGACCUGCUUCUGCAGUUUCAGGUGGUGGUCCUCACUGAUUCCUCACUGGAUGAUCAGAAACGCUUUGGCGCGUUUUGCCAUUUGCGUGGGAUCAAGUUCAUUGUAGCAGACACUAAAGGACUCUGUGGUCAGCUGUUCUGUGACUUUGGGGACGAGUUUGAGGUCUUGGACCAGGAUGGAGAGAUGCCUGCAUCGACAAUGAUCCAGAGUAUCUCCAAGGAAAAUCCUGGAGUGGUGAUCUGCACAGAUGACCAGAACCAUGGAUUUUCGGAUGGCAUUAAAGUUUCGUUCUCUGAAGUUCAAGGCAUGACCGAGCUGAACAGCAUCAGACCUGUGGAGAUCAAAGUCCUCAGCCCAUACUCCUUCAGCAUUGGUGACACUUCAGCCUUUUCUAAGUAUGAACGUGGUGGAGUAGUGACUGAGGUUAAACAGUCCUGCGUGCUCAAUUUUAAACCACUGAGCGAGGCUCUGUUGGAUUAUGAACUGCUGAAAAUGAAUGAUUUUGGUAAAAUAUCGAGACAUAAGACUCUGCACUUGGCUUUCCAAGCUCUCCAUAGCUUUGUGAAGAAAGAACAUCGACUCCCUCAUAUUCAGUCUCAGUCAGAUGCAGACACCCUGCUUGUUAUAGUGAGAGAGCUGAAUGCAGUCGCACAGCUGGAACAGCUAGAUGAAGCUGCUGUUCGACACCUGUCCUACACAGCCCAGGGCGACUUGGCUCCUAUCAAUGCUUUCAUUGGAGGCCUUGCUGCACAAGAAGUUAUUAAGGCAUGUUGUAGGAAAUUUACACCUCUUCGGCAGUGGCUAUACUUUGAUGCCCUUGAGUGCCUCCCUGAAGCGGAGGAUCCACAAGCAGAGUGCUCCUUUUCAGCAAAAGGCACAAGGUACGAUGGACAGAUUGCUGUGUUUGGACCAGCGUUCCAGGAGAAGCUUGAGAGGCAGAAGUAUUUCCUGGUUGGAGCUGGCGCUAUUGGCUGUGAGCUUCUCAAAAAUUUUGCCCUCAUUGGGCUUGGUGCAGGAGAAGAAGGGCAAAUCACCGUAACUGACAUGGACUUCAUAGAAAGAUCCAACUUGAACCGUCAGUUCCUGUUCAGGUCUCAGGAUAUAGGGAAACCAAAAUCAGAAGUUGCAGCCAAAGCAGUGCGAGAGAUAAACCCGCAGAUGAAAAUCACCGCUCAUCAGAAUCGUCUGGACCCUGACAGUGAAGGAGUGUAUGAUUACAACUUCUUUAUGGGUCUUGAUGGAGUGGCUGCCGCUCUUGAUAAUGUGGAAGCCAGGGUCUAUCUUGAUGGAUGCUGUGUUCAGCAUCAGAAGCCGAUGCUGGAGGGAGGAACUCUAGGAAGCAAAGGUCAUACGACGGUGGUAGUGCCUCACCUGACAGAGUCUUAUGGACCUGUCAAAUCAAGUUCUAAUAAAUCCAUCCCACUCUGCACACUCAAGAACUUCCCUCAUCGCAUUGAGCACACUUUGCAGUGGGCCAGAGACCAGUUUGAAGGACUGUUUAAACAAACACCUGAAAAUGUGAAUCUCUUCCUGAGAGAUUCAAGUUUUGUAGAGCGGACUCUUGGCCAUGGAGAUGCCGAGGCCCUGGAGGUUCUUGGGGGGGUGUGGAACAGCCUGUCAAACAUGAAAGAUGGAGGGCAACGGCCAACAAGCUGGGAGGACUGUGUGAGCUGGGCACGUCGCAAGUGGCAGACCCUCUAUAACAACGAUAUUUGCCAGCUUCUGCACUGUUUUCCUCCUAAACAGGUGACCCCUACUGGUCUACCCUUCUGGUCUGGAACCAAGAGGUGCCCUCACCCACUGACCUUUGACCCUAUUAAUAAUACUCAUAUGGACUAUGUGGUCGCAGCAGCUAAUCUGUAUGGGCAAAUCUACGGGAUCAACGGGACAAGAGACUGUGAAUCUAUCAGAAAAAUUUUAGAGAAAGUCCAUGUACCAUCUUUCACUCCCAAGUCCUCUGUGAAGAUUCCUCUCACUGACAAGGAGAUGCAGGAGGACAAAGAAAAGGAAAGUGAUGACGCAGAAAAGGCUCAACUUGAGGAGCUGAAAAGAAAGUUGGCAUCAUCUCUGAAAAGCUCAGCCAUGCAGACGUACCCCAUUGACUUUGAGAAGGAUGACGACAGUAACUUCCACAUGGACUACAUCGUUGCUGCUUCUAACCUGAGGGCAGAGAACUAUGACAUCCCUGCAGCCGAUCGUCACCAGAGUAAACUCAUUGCUGGAAGGAUCAUCCCUGCCAUAGCUACCACCACAGCUGCAGUAGCUGGCCUGAUGUGCCUGGAGCUUUACAAACUGGUGCAGGGUCACAAGAAGAUCAGCUCUUACCGUACAGCUUACAUCAACCUUGCUGUCCAGUACUUUGUUCUGUCCCAGCCGAGCCGGCCUGCACAAUUUACAAUCGCAGGAAACAAAUACACCCUGUGGGAUCGAGAUCUGAUUCAGUAUAUCAAGGAAAAAUAUAACUUGAACAUCUGUAGCCUCUUCUACGGAACAGCUGUCUUAUACACUGGGCAAAAGGAGAGGCUUGGGCAGAGUGUGUCUGAUGUGGUGAGAAUGGUAACCAAAAAAGACAUCCCUUCACACAAGAAGAUGCUGGAUUUGAUUCCCUCAUUUGAUGAAGAUGAAGAUGAGGACUGUGAGUUUGUCCUAACUAUCAGGUACCUGCUUUUGUGAUGCCACAGGCAGGAAGUUUCCACAGGGUUUGAGUGAGAAGGCAUCACAUGGACGUGCUUCAGUGUGUCAAAGCAAACAUUAUAUUCCAGAAUUGUAUAAAUUAAAAACUGUGAUUUUAAUGCUAAAGCAGUUUUUUUAUUUUUUAUUUUACAAAGUUUAAUAUUUGAAUGAUGAUUUCUAUAUUCCCUUAUUUUAAGGGUUAUGGGGAGGCUGGAGCCUACUCUAGACAAAAGUCCCCUUCAUGUUGUGGGUGCUAACUACUAAUCACUUCACCACCAUGCCACCCUAUUUUUUUCUAGUGUCUGUCCUUUUCUUUUUUUAUUUUUCAAAAAUGCUUUUGAAUUAUUGGCAUACUGUCACAGUGAUUUAUUGUUAACCACAUUUUGAUGAUGUAAAGUGAAUAAUACCACAAGCACAUUAAUCUUUUAUCCUGUUCCAAAAAUAUUAGUGCAAAAUAUGCAAAGAUUGAUGUCCAAUAUCUCAUUUGGGAUUUUUUGUGAUUAUAUAAUAUGGCAAAAUAGGAAUCUUGGCAACCUGUAGUUUCCUUACUAUUAUUACAAAAACUCUUACCAGGAAGUUCUGUUUGCAAAACGUUUGCUUUUGAUUUAUAUGUUAAAUGUGUCUCUGGCGAGGUCAGCAAUGACGCCUGCCAAGACAUAUGGAUUAGCUGAUCUGGCACUGCUAGGGUAGCGCUGGACCGGCUCCAGGGUCUAACUCAGGUCAGGCUGAUGAAGCUGAAUGGAUGCAGUCAGAAAAUGCAGUAGGCACAGUGCUCUGACAGGCUGGAGUGCUUUGGUAUCUGCACACAGCUGUCUUGCAUAAAGUCCUCUUCCAAACAUUCCUCCUCCCUCCCUGCCUCCCUGAAGGAUCCCUGUGCUGGUCAGUGCAGAAGAGCUGGGCUUUUCUUUAAAUCUGUCCUCAGAUGGCUUCUUUUCAUCCACAAGCUCAAUGGGUUUAACUUCAUACCCUCACAUAACCAUGCUGUCAUUGUUAACAUGCUUUCCGAGUUGGCUGAAUCUUAAUCAUGUCAUGUAACUGGGCCUGUGAUUGAAAGCAUUUGCGAUUAAAUGCUGUUUGAACAAUAAUGCAAUAAAUGUUUAUGAGGAACCAUAUCAUACCUUGGGGUACUUCACUAAUAUAUUUCUGUUCCCCUACUAUCUUUGAAAUCGUUUAGUUCAUACACAUACUUUCCUGUGAU
This is a messenger RNA of Monopterus albus (swamp eel), 4390 nucleotides long. It is a transcript of the gene uba7, whose product is annotated as ubiquitin-like modifier activating enzyme 7. The transcript is spliced from 24 exons. Gene Ontology annotation, molecular function: SUMO activating enzyme activity. Gene Ontology annotation, biological process: protein sumoylation. The coding region runs from base 190 to 3192 and encodes 1000 amino acids. The record is from RefSeq and is a predicted model, not a curated record. Gene Ontology annotation, cellular component: cytoplasm; SUMO activating enzyme complex. NCBI's taxonomy places the organism in Eukaryota, Metazoa, Chordata, Actinopteri, Synbranchiformes, Synbranchidae.